Oryzias latipes (Japanese medaka) is the source of this 4906-nucleotide messenger RNA. Lineage: Eukaryota; Metazoa; Chordata; Actinopteri; Beloniformes; Adrianichthyidae. The record is from RefSeq and is a predicted model, not a curated record.
CAGGAAAUUUUAUAGAAAAGAAGUGUGUCUGUUUUUAGGAGUUAGUGGGAACGUAUGGUUAUUUUUCUUUUAUCGCUUUAUUGAUCUUUGUUUUCUCCUUCUGUUGUUUUUUCUGUUUGGAUUAAUAUAAGCCCCAUCUCUUAAAACAUCCACAUUUUGCUCUAAAGUUAAACCAAACUGCGUUAUUAUUUCUUAAUUCUUACAAGCGGGAGCGGGAAGUUUGAACGGAGUUAGCUUACUUUAGCCUGCUUGCUAACAGGUAAGGGCUCACCUGUCGACAUGUUGUCCUCCUCCCCUCCCCUUCCCCAAGGCCAUAGUUCGGUUCGGUCCUCGUGCGGUUCAGAGACCGCGGAGGUUUUGCUCCACUCCACUCGGGUCUUUCUGCCGGACCGGAGCCGUGCGUCAAAGUCAGACCAUCGAUCCGUCCACAUCAGUGUUCAGAAGCUGGCGGACUCCACGGGGGUUAGACCGAAUCGAGCCGAGUCGGAACCAAGUCGACAGAAACAAAGCCAUCUUCGAGGAAGCCCGGAGGUGGAACCCAAGCCCGAUGAGGAUCUGCUGACAUCGCGCUUCACCGCUGGAGGUCGAGGAGUCGUCCUGGGGGCUCUGAGGAGGCGCUCCCACAGCGCCCCCAGCAGGAAGGAGGUACGAGUGCAGCUACUCGACAGCCGGACACCCCAGACCUCAAAACCCCCCCAGAAAGUUUCUCAGAGCGAUCAUGGCGCUCCGGGCGAGGUGGGGGUCCAGACGGAGGCGUGGCCGCCUCCUGAACGCCGUGGCGAUGUUGCAGCAGCUGCUCCUCCCGUUAAGGGUCAGUCGGAUUUGGAGGCCCGGGUGUCUCAGCUGCUUGAAGACAUUCACAACCUGCUGGACUCUCACAGGCAGGAUGGUGGCAUGGGGCGGAGCCUGAACCAGCAGACUCUGCAGCACCUGGACGCUCUGCAGCAGCAGCAGCUGCGGCUACAGGGCCAACUGCUGGAGUCAGCACUCAAGAUAGUGACAGGCCACGCCCCCGUGACCUCCGAUGUCACACCUUCAGCCCGCCCACAGAGUCUCCAGGUUACAGAAGUGGAUGCCGUCUGCAGCCGGCAGCACGGACGUCUCCCUGUCAUCACCGCAGCCGCUGGAACUGCCCCCGUUACUAUGGAAACGCGCCACCGUGACUGCAGGCAUCAGCUAUCCAGAGUUGGAGAUGGUCGGCGUCUUCAGAGCGAUCCGAGCGUUUCUGGUGAGGAAGCUCCCGAUCUGCAGGCUUUGGCCGGUCAAAGCCUGGAGGCGGCCAGGAGAGCCCAGGACAUGCUGAAGGAGAUGCAGCAGCUGAAGACGGAGAUGAAGAUGCUGCUGGCACAGCCUCAAGAACCCUCCGAACUCACCAGGUCAGAACCAGAAAACCUCCUGGUUCAACACAACCAGCCUCAGUCCAAAGAAAAGACCCGUCAGAACCUGCCCCAUCAGAACCAGCCCCAUCAGAACCUGCCCCAUCAGAACCUGCCCCAUCCACCUCAGCAACAGUCUCAGCCGCCCCAUUUCCAACCAGACCAGUCUCUCUCCAGCGGGCUCCAGCACCUGCAGUCCAACCACAACCACUCCAGACAACCUCAGCUCAACCAGGCAGCCCCCCAACAGAACCACCCCCCAUACCACCAAAGCCUGUUCCACCAUGCCCCGCCUCAGGAGGACCAGACCCAUCAGACCCAGUCUGAACGGCCUCAGAAGAGGCCUGUGGUCCUGUCGAAGCUGGAGGAGGCUGGACGAGUCCUCCGUCAGACUCAGAGACAGAAGAGAGUUCUGGAGGAGAACCUGGAGGUUCUGCUGAAAGCUAGAACGGGAGAGAUCCUUCACUGCCAGCUGCAGGCUCUGACUGCUAACAGAGACUACACAGAGGAGGUCCGGAUCAAGAAGGCCGUGGACGCUUGGAUCAGCGUCUUAAACAGGGACAUUCAGACUCGUGGUUCUCCUCCUGCUCAGAGGUCCGCAGAGGACGCCGGCAGAUCAGCUGCUUCUAAGGUGCCACACUCGAGGGCUGCCGGGAGACCGAAGCCAGUGAGCAUGCUCAGAGGCGCUGAACGAAAACCAGGGAUGACUUUUAGGACAACACAAGGGAAUGCAUUCAAGAAUAAAGAUGCUCCAGGAGAAUCAGCCAACCGAGUGCCCAAAGGAGGCAGAAAGCUUCAGGAGGCGGAGCCUAUCAAAGUCACAAAUAAAAUGACGACUAAGCAGCAGCUGGAGUCAGAUGCAGAGACAUUUCUUGCUCGGUUGUACGGAAAAGUUCCUCACGAGGGUCUAAGAAGAACCCUGAAGAAAAGCCCGUACCCUCGCUUCAGCUCGCCUGCAUCGCCACUCAGCAGGAGGCCCCGCCCCCGGCUGGUGGAGAGCGUCAGAGGUGUAAAGCUAAAGUCCUGUAAGACUCAGACCAGUUAUGCUCCGCCCCAACUUCUGGCUCCUCCCAUUGAAGUUCCGCCACUGCAACCACAGCCACGCUAUCCUUUCAGCCCAUCCCACUUCUCACCGCCAGACCUUGCCCACUCAGUGAGCCCUGCAGAGAGCGCUCCUGUCGCCAUGGCCGUUCCUCUGGAUCGACCCAGGAUAAACUCCAGGGCAGAGAUUGCUCAGGAAAUGACAUCACUGCCUGCAGAUCCCGCCUCCACUGGUGUGGUUACUGUGGGAACCAGAGCACCUGACCCACAGCAGAAGCAGCAUACGGAAGCAGUCAAAGCCCCGCCCACUUCAUCCGUGGACAUCUUUGAGGUACAAAGCCUGAAAGAAGAAGAGGAGGAAGAGGAGGCUGUUCCCCCUGACAACCAUCAGGAGGAGGGUAGUGGGCUGACGGAGGAAGCGCUGGUUUUGGAUGGGGGUCCGUCUCCAACUCCAGUCCUGUACCACGGACCGGCCUUCCCCCCGGCAGCCCCGUCCUCCCCCGCCGCCCAGGAUCCAGCCGUCAGCCAGCAGCAGGUGUCUCUGGAGGCCCGGCUGAUGGAGUGGGUGGAGCAGCAGCUGAUGUCCAGAAUCAUUUCAGAACUCUAUCGCCCCCCUCCACCCGACCCGGUCCACAGUUACAUCUCUGACCAAUCGGAGCUGGAGGAGCGGAGCCUCGCCUCAGAUAUCGUGGAAGCAGCUGGAGGUGAAGGUCUGCAGCUCUUCGUCGACACAAACACACCUGUGGACUCCGGCUUGAUCAGACAGCUGGUCAGUGAGGUUUUGACCGAGACCAUAGCUCAGAUGUUCGGUCAGAGAGAAGCACCAGAACCAGAACCUCAACCAGAGGAGGAGCCUCUAAAAGCAGGAGGAGCGGCUGACUCUGAGGUGAAAGUGGUUCCUCUGGUUCCUACACCAGUUCUGACCCCAGAGCCCAGCAUGAACCAGUCCAGCAAGGAGCCUUCGCCAGUAACCACCCCGCCUCCAUCCCAACCACCCAGCCCUGUGAGCCAGGCCCCCCCCCAGCCAAUCCCUGUGGCAGAGCCAGUGGCCACGCCUACCAACAGCCCAGAGCCCCGCCUCUCUGAACAAACCCCACCUGAUGAUAAUCGGGCCCCACAUCCAUUGCCCUGGGGAGACCCCGAGCUGCCGCUGGAUGAGGAGAAACCGGAGGAGGUCAUGAUGGAGAACAAACGGCAGCUGAUCAUGUCAGUGGCAGAGGAGGAACCUCCUCUCUGCUCCCCGUUUCCACCAUCCGCACCUCCUCCUCCUCUGUCUCCUGCGCCGUCCCCGCCUGCCGGAACUCCCUCCGGCUCCUCGGAGGAGCCGACGGGAAGCUCCAGCAGCUCCAGCACGGUGACGGCUGAGACGGAAGCAGCUCUGAAGCACAUCUCUGAGGGAGAGCUGCUCAUCAGCAUCAACCAGCAGCAGCAGCAGCAGCAGCUUCUGACGGCAGACGACAGCGUUUGCAGUUUGUCCAGCUCUCUGCUAGAGCUGCAGGACAUGGAGUUUGAUCCUCUGACCUUUGAGGAGGUCAGAGGAGGUGACCUUCUACCCCUGACGUGUCAGGCGGGCUCACACAGGGGACUCCAGCUGGAGGAGGAGGAGAUGAGCUUGGGGGAGGUGAGAGACUAUGAGACCCCGGGACAGCCUGCAAACACGGCCCUGCAGGAGAACAUCCAUGAGCAGAUCGAUCGGGCUGCAGACCAAGAGGAGCCAGGAGACACCGAGAGGGACGUUCAUGAGUCCUCCAUCAGACCUCAGCGCGAGCUGACAGCAGACUCAGACUCCUCAACCGGCGACAUCUUCUGAUCCGGUACCCGUUUGAGCAAGAACAGGGUGAGGUGAUGCGUUUGCUGACCAAUGGGAACUCAGACAUGCUGGAUCCAAUAAACAAGCUCCCAACUGUCAGAGGUUCAUCCCUUUCACUUCUGUCUUCACGUUGUUCUCAAAUAUUUGAGUUUGAGGGUUGUCGCUCAUACAGAACCCAAACGUGGAACCUUCAGGAACGUUCUUCUGCCUCCACAUCUCAAACGCCACAGUAAAAGCCCCCAGGGAUUCUUGAGAAGUAUUUUUAUCCCUGUGAUUUCACAGUAUUGAUCCCCGUUAUUGACCUGCUCUGUGUGUCUGAGAGAAGGUCGAUGUUCUCAGGCUCUGGAUUAAAUUGAGCAGCUUUUAUGGAGUUGCAGGUGAUCCUCUCCUGAGGUCUCCAGCUUUAUGAAAGCAAUAUUUAAGGAAAACCUUUUCCCAUGUUUCGUCAUUCUUCUGCUGCAUUCGUCUCUUCUUCACUUUUCUCUAUAGACACAGAGAAACCGUUGGUUUUUUAGGGAUUAAUUUGUCCUCUUUUAUUUUGUACGUGGAAUACUGGGUCAGAUUUUGGCUUCUGGUUUACCUGAAGCCUGAUCCAGCUCACCUUUUUUUCCCCAUCUGAGCUGUUGUUAUCACCGCCUCAUUAAAUGCAGAAAUGAAUAAAAUGUUUAUUUUCUUGAAA